AGAAACAUUCAGCUGGUCAGUUACAGCUCCUCUGCCAGUGAUCUCCAAACAGAUAGCAGCAUUUAUUACAGAAACACCUUAAGCUAAACACUGUCACAGUCACGCUCUUGUUUCAGUUUCUUCAAAACUACUUUGCAGAAUACGUUUUAGAAUGUCUGAAUCCACAUCCAUUAUGGAGUUUAGUGGGACGCACCAAGCCUUUAGAGACCGCUGGGCAAAGACAGACGAUGAGAUGUGCAAGCACAGUAUGUCUUUCCACUUGCACAACACCCUGAGGAAGGAGUUCUUCGCUAGCUACCUGUAUCUCCUCGAGCAGAUUCAUCUGGUGAAACUCUAUGCCGUGACUUGUGAGUACAUUAAAGGGGAGAAGCAGUUUUACUACAGGGCACAAAACUUCUACAAGGACGUCCCAGCCUCAGAGGAGGGCAUGAUGGGAGAUUUCGUGGAGAUAUCUGAGAUUGACCUUGAUGGCUCAAGACAAUUCCUAAAGAAGUUUGUUGGUCCAGGGAAGGCCGGCACCAAGCGUGCAUUAGACUGUGGCUGUGGAAUUGGGAGAGUGUCAAAAGGAGUUCUGUUUCCUGUUUUUGAAUCCAUGGAGAUGCUUGACAUGAUGGAAGAGUUUAUCCUCCAUGCUCAUGAGUGUUACCUUGGAGAUUACGCGGACCGGGUGGAGGCCUACUACCUUUACAAUUUGCAGGAAUUUAUCCCACCUCCAGAAAGAUAUGAUGUCAUAUGGAUGCAGUGGAUUGCCUGUCACCUUACUGAUAAAGACCUGAUGGAGUUUUUAACUCGUGCAAAGCAGAGCCUGAGGCCCAAUGGUGUGAUCAUCAUCAAGGAUAACAUGGCGCGGCAGGGCUGCAAGCUGGAUCCCAUUGACAGCAGCAUCAUCCGCCACCUGGACAUCAUGAAGAGCAUUAUUCAGAAAGCAGGUCUCACCAUACUGGACGUGGAGAAACAGGAAGGCUUUCCUGAGGUUGUUGUGCCUGUAUGGAUGAUUGCCAUGCACUGAACCUCAGACUGCUUAAACGAAAGUGGUUGUUCAGAAAUAGAGGGUGUUUAUAAGUUUUUGGAAGGAGAUACUUUGUUCACAGUGCUUUGUACAUGCACUUUUCUAUACUGUUAUGCAAAGGGAAAAUACAGUAACUACACAUUUUGUCAAUAAGUUAUGACUAAACUUCAGUCUUUUAGAGGGCUCAUCUAUGCUCAAAGUGUGAAAAUUGCUGGAACUAAUUCACACUUAAAUGACAUACUGUAAAAAUUGUUAUUGUUUGGUGUAGUUACUGCGUUUUGCCUUUGUGGGACAUUAUAGUUUACAUUAUACAGUAUAUUAUAAAUGCAUAGUAUGUUUGGUUCCACUUUAUAUUAAGUAUCUUUAACUACUAUGUACUUAAGAAUUUGAUACAAUGUACUUAUUAUGUACAUACUUGUUGCAUUGUACUUACAUUUAAAGUACCUGCAUUUAAUUACAUCUGUAUUUACACUGUUAACCUUAGCUCUAACCCUUAACCUAACCCUUACCCUAAAACCUAACUCUAACACCUAAUCUCAACCUCAACCCCAUCCCUACUCCUAAACCUACCUGUACCUCAACCUCAGUAGCAGCAAAUGUGCUUCUUGUGAGAAUUUUGCAGAACAACAUGUAAUUACACAGUAAACACAUUGUAUUGAAUGUAUUUUAAUGUUAGUACAUAGUAGUUAAAGACACCUAAUAUAAAGUGAGACAAUAUGUUUUAUUCCAUUUACCAGCUAAUAUGUUAAAGGGUGGUGACUAAUUCUUAAUGUAGGAUAAUCUUUUUUUUUUUUUUUUUUAACGAACGAAGGAAAAAAAGAGAAAUUACAUUUUAUUUACUCUAGUAGCUUUUUUAAACUAUCAGGCUGUUUUAUUUGUACAGCAUGUUGCAAAUUUGUAUUGUUUUAUUCAUAGCAUCAUAUACUGUAUAUGUAAGACUAAGAUCAUUUAAAAGGGAGUGAAUAUAUUUCUGCUGUGAUUUAAAAACAAAUUUUUUAUGUCCAUUGUCAUUGAAAUGGAACACUUAAAUGCAGACAAAUAUAACUGUACUGACCUUUUCAGUGUAUUUAGUAUUUUGUACUUUUAGUAUCACAAUGUAAAACAAUAUAUUUAUUUUUUUAUAAGAAACAAAUGCUUUUGUCUCUGUUUGUAAGUGACAGGAUUAAGUGUAAUAUAUGUUAUUGCCAUUGUAUUUCUUUUUGUACAGUACAGACAUGUUUGUCAUUCUCAUUAAUGAAAAGAAUACUAUAUCAAUGACAUGUUCUUUAAGUACAAAAGUAAAUCACAAAAGAAAUUAACCACACGAAUGAACUUUUCUUAAAGGCAUACAGUAAGUCAUCAUGUCAAAAUGCUUCGAAAGGAUAUGGGAGUCUAAUUUCCCUAUUAUUUAUGGGGCAAAUUGGGAAAAAAAAAAAAUCUGUACAAUUCAUGAAUUCUGUAAAAAUAAAUUCCGUACUAUUAUAGCUUUUAUUGGAACUUGGCAUUGCGAUAUUGCAGACUGAUUUAGGUAUGUCAAAUUAUUUGAAAUCUUCCUUAUUUGUAUUUCGCUUUGG
Myxocyprinus asiaticus (Chinese sucker) is the source of this 2562-nucleotide messenger RNA. Its product is annotated as N-terminal Xaa-Pro-Lys N-methyltransferase 2-like. Lineage: Eukaryota; Metazoa; Chordata; Actinopteri; Cypriniformes; Catostomidae. Gene Ontology annotation, cellular component: cytoplasm. The record is from RefSeq and is a predicted model, not a curated record. Gene Ontology annotation, molecular function: N-terminal protein N-methyltransferase activity. Gene Ontology annotation, biological process: N-terminal protein amino acid methylation. The transcript is spliced from 4 exons. Bases 152 to 1009 code for a protein of 285 amino acids.